GCCGCCUCUCCGGACGUGCCGUAUUUUUAUUUACCGCGUUUUGUUUCCCUUUCGUUCUUUCCGUUUAUGAUUUAAGCCACCAUGUCGAAAGGCGACGGUGAACAGCAAAACGGGUCGGGCGAGGAGUCCAAGACCAACCUAAUCAUAAACUACCUGCCGCAGAGCAUGACCCAGGAGGAGAUCCGCAGCCUCUUCUCCAGUAUCGGCGAAGUGGAGUCCUGCAAAUUGAUCCGGAACAAAGGAGCCGCCUUCCCGGACGCGCUCAACCAUGCCCUCCACGGCGGAGGACAGAGCCUCGGCUAUGCCUUCGUCAACUACCACCGGCCCGAGGACGCGGAGAAGGCGAUCGCCACCCUCAACGGCCUCCGCCUCCAGAACAAAACGAUCAAGGUAUCGUACGCCCGGCCGAGCAGCGAGGCCAUCAAAGGUGCCAACCUCUAUGUGUCCGGACUUCCCAAAACGAUGACGCAGACCGAGUUGGAGCGCCUGUUCAGCCCGUACGGGCGAAUAAUCACGUCGCGUAUUCUGUGCGAAAACUCAGGAGGCCGCCCGUUCACCGGCGGCGAACAGGGACUGUCGAAAGGUGUCGGAUUCAUUAGGUUCGACCAGAGAGUCGAAGCCGAACGAGCGAUACAGGAGUUGAACGGCACGGUGCCCAAAGGUGCGACGGAACCGAUCACAGUGAAGUUCGCCAACAAUCCGAGUAACAACGGAAAGGCGCUUGCGCCGCUCGCCGCCUACCUGCCUGCGGCGCUCCGGUUCCCGGCGCCGCUCGGCCGAUUCAGCUCAGGCAAGUCCCUCCUAGCUAUAAACAAAGGUCUCCAGCGCUACAGCCCCCUGGCGGGCGAGCUGCUCGGCGGGGUGCUGCCGGGCGCCGUCGGCUCCGAGUGGUGCAUCUUCGUGUACAACCUCGCCCCCGAGACCGAGGAGAACGUCCUGUGGCAGCUGUUCGGACCCUUCGGGGCCGUCCAGAGCGUGAAAGUGAUCCGCGACCUGCAGACCAACAAGUGCAAAGGCUACGGCUUCAUCACAAUGACGAACUACGACGAGGCCGUCGUCGCGAUCCAGUCCCUGAACGGCUACACGCUCGGCAACAGAGUGCUGCAGGUCAGUUUCAAGACGAACAAGAUCAAGACGAUCUAAAUCGUCUCGGACACGGCCUAGCCGGACGCUAGGACGGCACAGCAGGCGCGCACCCAUACAUACAGGAUACCGCGGACCGCCACCGCCGCCCCCGGGCCGGAGCCCCCGGCCGAGACACACCAGACUCGAUCAGACCGUGUCUUCCUGAUUCUACGCCCACGAGUGGGCAUUUUUGUACAUUAUUUGUAAUUGUAAUCGACUAGCUCGCCGCCGCUUUUUGUUCGGCGCUCGCCAUUUCUCCGAUGCACAAUUGGGUUAAGUGUUACGGAAAUCAAAAUGGCGGAGGCCCAGUGCGCAUGUCCGGAUGAAAUGGCGCCCGCUGAAUGAAGACGAGAGCACGCAAUAAUAAAAUUAGACGAGGCAUCAAAUGCUAACAACCAUACAUAUUUAAUAGUCAAUAACGUAAUGACAAUCGACUUCGCUUAUGAAAGGUUGUGGUUAUCGAGAAAUAGGUUUCGAUUAUAAUAUUUAGCAAUAAUAGCCUAAUGCUAUUCUCAAAUUUAAGAUUCAUAUCUUACAAUAAUUUGAUUGCCGCCGGCUCGGCACGAAUUGAUAAGGUUUGCCAAAUUGUAUCGGCGCGACAUCGGACGACUCGAGUCGCCGUCGCUCACGGUAUUUACAUACUGAACGCAUUCGAAUCGGACCGGCCGAAGCCUCUACGUCGAGAGGCACGCGAUCCGAAUAAUAGUUAUUGUUAAAGAUUGGAAAAAAAUAUAUAUUAUCUAUACGUAUAUUUAAAUCUUAUAUUAAUCUAAUUAAGAAUGAAAACUAAUCAAAAACUGUGAUAGGUUUUGAUAAAAUUUUAAAAAUGAAUCUCGAGAGAGCGCGGAGAUGGCUUAAUGGUGUACAAUGGUCCACUAAAAAACUAACGAAUAUAGUUCGUAUAACUUAGGGGAUAAAGUUUCGAAUCGCCCGAACGGGACAUCGCGGUGCGCGUAUCGCCGACGAAAUUAGGUUAGUUUUUGAGAAACAUUUUGAGGUGGCUAGAGAACGGCUCACGAUUAAGGGCGGUGUCAGGUCGACACGCGCAAUCGGCGGGAGAUGGGGAAAAUCGAUUCAGCUUUCCCGGGCUCGGGUGGGCCGCGGGCCGGAUAGGACCGGGGGCCGGCUGAGCCCCCUUCCGCUACCUGCCUCCCGCGCCCCUCCCCGCUGUACCCCGCCAGAGGGAGAGGCCGGCCACCCGGGCGGACCGCUCGCACGCCGCGCCGCACGCCGCCGCACGGGCUCACUCCCUUCGCGGAACAAUGGUGCAUACUAGUCUAACGAUUUCAUUCGAAAAGAUUAAAAUCGAUGUCUAAACAUAUUAUAAUCGGUACCUGCUAUAAUAAUAAUGUAUGGAUGCGAACCUGCGUCUAUUCGAAGUAGGCUUUAAUUGUCUUAGUUUAAAUAAAAAUUUGUAAAUAGAAAAAAAGUUGUUAAAAAUAUAUAUUAAAAUAGAGCUCUCGCGUAUCAUGCGCCGCAAUCACACUUACUCAACCCGAAAUAAGACCUAAAAAACAUCGAACUUGAAUAGAUAUAAUAUCGUGCCGUCCUAACGACCCUACGAUUUUUGUAAAAAAAAUAUAUACUUAUAUGUAAAAACAGUUUUGUAACAUUUCAGAUAUUAAUAAAUAGGUACUCAUUACAUACCAAAGAUGGAGAUUAAAAUUUACAAGUAUUUAUAUAUUUAUUAUAAAUGUAAAACGUGCAAUAACUGAUAGCCUGUACUUAAUAAAAUAUAUUAACAAUAAUUGACUCGAAGAGAUGUUGGUAGACUUUGUGUCGCGCCGCGCGAUCUCGCGCGAUGGUCGGGCGCCGUUUGUUUACUGUUUAUUGUAAACUACGUUAUCCGAACUGGGAUGUUUCGAUUAUUUAACCCUAUUAGCCGACUAUGCUUCAUUUGAUACAGCUUCGAUAUGCUUACAUUCCAAUUUAGUCUUAAUAUGUUUUAUUACUAGGUGUACUCGUAUUAAUUUAGAUGAAUUGUGAGUUACCACGGGCGCCGAGCGUCGGCGGUCGGCGUAGGGAAGUCAAAAUUAGUCAAAAUUAGUCGACGGCCCGCCGCUCGGCGUCGAUAUUUAAUUUAAUUUAUUAUUUAAUAUAAUUUAGUGAGCAGUUUAGCAACUGCGGGAUGAGCGGUCGGAGUGCGAUGCACAAGUUUUGCAACCUAAUUAAAGUAAUAUAUAGCCUCCUAGGUUAACUAGUUGUUGUGUUUUGUGUUACUUUGACUCUACAACUCUUUCUAGUCGACAGCUGUUGUUUGACUUAAGUUUAUUUAAUGUAUAAUUAAUAUAAAUUUAGUUACGCGUACGUAUGUUAAUUACCUGUAAUGAUAUUUUCGAUAUUCUCUGUUCGUAGGUGACUAUGUAUCGUUCAUUUGGUGUAUGUGCAGUUGUGUUUUAUAUGUAAUUACUUGUAGGCGUACAUUUAUAUUAUUAAUUUUACUUUACGUAUUGAAAUUGGACGAGGAGCUCCAGAAUUGAUUUAUUUAUUAGUAAAAUAUAUCGGGCGAUUAAUCGAUGGAAAAUGGUUUGUCUUAAAGUAUUCCUUUCGAACGUUUUGCUUCGAUUAUUUCGAUGAUUUCGCAAGUUUUGUACUUAAUAAAAUGUACGUUUAUAUAACGAAACAAUAACACCAAAGUAUUGUAAUAAAACUCAUCGACUUUUUAGAUAAUAAAUAAUUGUGUAAACGCAAAUAUUUUGGAUUGAAAUGUUGGUUAGGAUUUUUGUCACUUAGCACCGUCUACAUAGUAGAAUGUUUUGUGCGUACUCCCUCCCGUUUCGGACAUUAUUAAUAAAAUUAAUAGUAAAUUAAUAAUAGUGCUCAAUAUUGUAGGGCGGAAGCCUUUUUAUAGAAUAACUGAAAAAGCAAUAAUAAGAUAAAUUGUGAAUUUUAAACCAAUACACACGGUUAGGUAUGUUACAAUAUAAUUAACUUAAUAUUUUUAUAUGUAUUUUAAUAUACUGUAAUUCAUAUCUACAUAGAUAUAAGCGGUUGACUUGCAAAACGUUCUACUAAUGUAUUUGUGAUUUUGAUGCAUUUUCGUCCCGGGCAUGGCUCCCCGGCGGUCAACGCCAACUUUUAUAAAGUUAUUAAAGACGCUUAAGUCUCGUAGACGUGGCCGGCCCACUCCCCGGACAGAAGCGCAUGAACGUCACGGUAUCUACAAUACUAUGCCAAUAGACUUGUGGAUAUUAUCGAAAUAUGCUAAAAACCCCGGUAAGUGGCAAGGAAUAGUAAGACCUAUUAUCAAUAGCAUACGGCUACUUUUUGAACGGUGUUUUGAUGCAUUUUUUAAUGAAAUUUAAAAUAAUAUUAAAAAUAAAAUAAUUAUUGGCAAUCCAGAAACAAUACUCUAAUACGCAUAGGCUAAUUAACGUUGAGGCUGUGAAAUUAGCAAAAAUAAAAUAAAAUACACGUGGGAUAAAGAAUGUUUUAAUUAAUAAAGUAUGAUAGUAAGUGGAUGUCACAGAAUGUCGGAGUAUUUUUGUAAUAUUGGGUAGAAAUGGAAUGUGAGAUGCCGCGCGCUUCGCCGCGACAUCGCGCGUCCUCGCGCGUCCUCGCGUCGUCGCGGCGACGGGCGACGUUCCGUCAUACUCAGAUGACAUUUCUACCUCCGUUCUGUGAGUCGGUUGAUGCACUCGAUCGUACAAACGAGGUUAAUGGCCCAUAUGUAAUAAGUAAAUCAAUUGAAUAAUUCCGACGAUACUGCGCGAACCGUUGACUGUCCAAAAUAGUUAUGGGAGAGCGUAUAGCAUUUUUAUGCGGUAAGCUUAAUCGAGGUGUAUAGGUGAUAGAGAAUGGCCUUAGUCUCGGACAUAGGCACAAAUACAAACACGGUGACCGAGUCGGACGCUAUUCUUCUAGAUAAGACACAAAUUGAAGAAAAGAAAUCUUCCAUAGGAAAUAAUAUUAAGUUUAUAUAACGUCCGCGGGCAGAAAUAUUCCAAUCGUCGGUGUCGUGUCCGCGCUCGAUGCGGCCACUCUAGUCAAAUGCUCAAUAUUUAAAGUCACAUCCGGCGCUGUGACACGACGACGCCGCGACGAAUUGUAAUAUUUUAAAAACCGUGGGCUACUCGAGACAUCGACUAAAUGUGUUACUAUUACAUCAUACGUCAAGACGCUAGCGAGAUAGUGAAUGCACAACACCUACUCUACCGCGCUGGAAUGAUCGAACGGUUAUAAAAUUAUCAAAAUCUACGUAAGUUUGCUCACCGAAUACUUCCUCGUCUUUUGGAUCCGUUUCUCUAGUAGUUACAAUAGAAAUAUUACAUUUGAUAGUUUUAUAACGCGAACUCGUUUCUGACCGAUCUCUUCACACCCCGACGCGUCACGUUUUUGCGGAUGCUGCAACUUCGAAUCGGCUCCCGUUGACUCCGUUCCGAUCACGUCGCUCAGUUCCUCACGUGUCCGCAUCCAUCAUCAUAGACAGUGAAACUUUGAAUCGGAUAAUAAUUGUGAGCCGGGGCUUCCCGGGCUCCCGGCCGAGGAGGUUACAAUAAAUAUGUAAAUAAACAGGCAACGAACAGCUUCGGAACAGUCGAGUGGUUUCGAAUUUAAAUUAAUAAAAAUUAUAUCAUGUAAUAUCAAUUUCACUGUCUAUUUAUUAGGUUAUUUUCGGUGUUGAUUCCUCUUACUGCACCGCGGUUGGUUCCCCUUACGCGCGGCGAAUUACGAGCAGUAUUAUUGUAUAUACCUAUGUAGUACAAAUGUCUAAAUAGUUUUAUUGAUCCGUUCUAUAGCAGGCAGUCUCGAAUCCAAGGUCUAAGUGUCGGAGUGUAUAGCGGCGUAGCGGGAACGAACCCAGGCGUGCAGAGUAGUAUGUGAUACCCGAUAUUAGUAGUGUUCAUCCGUAUUCCCGAAAUUUAAACCAAUCCCGAAGGCUUCGUGGUAUUUCAACCGAAACUUCCAAAUCGUGUAAGGCUAGAAAUAAUUAGGGAAAUGCGUCGUAAGAUAAAGUUAAGAUUCUCAAGAAAGUAUUGUAUAAGUAUUUUACCGACUCAUGGGUUAAGUACUAAAAGCAAUCGUAUUUAUAGUGAAAGAAUUCGUCGGCCGAUUUCCUACCGAACCCGCUGACUCCUUUGAUACAUAUAAGUAUUUUAUAAACGAAAUAAAAGAUCUUCCGGUAUUAAAAUCACUUUACCGUUUCGUUUCGUCUAUUUAUGAUUAAUUAAAAUUAAGACGUAGGUGUCUGUGUUGGUCGUACUAACAGAUUUAGUUGAUAUUGUCCGGUGGUGCGGCGCCGCACUCCGCCGCGACCCUAUUUAUAAAAAAUGCAAUUGUAUCCAAAAUCGUGCGCGGACUGUGGCCCCGCACCCCGAUCUACCUAAGAGUUAGGUAUUUCUAUAUUCUUAUUGUGUCUGUUUAAACGAUUACCUCUACUUCAUUAUAGCUUUUGUGGAGAAAAUUUUGUUUGCACAAGAAACAGUAGUGAAAAUAAGACCGAGGCUAAACCUGAACACGUCGGACACGCUCGCGUGGACUAAAAUUCCAUCGUGGGGGGUCGACGCAGAAUGUCGACAAGACGCGUACAUCACUACGCUUUGACAUUUCAUAUCUGACAUUUAAAAUCGAUAUUUAAAACGAGUUAACGCAAGAAAAACCUGCCAUAGAAUUUUUGCACGUGUAGAUUUUUCUAUAAUAUUUUUGGUUUUGCGUCGACCCCCCGGGAUGCGAGUAUCGUCUCGAACUCAGUUUUAGUGUCGUCUUAGACUUAAUGUUGUUCCCGAUAUUUUGUAAGCCGGUGGUUUUCCAAAAUGGUAUUUUAACUGUCGUUAGGAUAAGAGAUGAACGGACAUUUUGGAAAACCGCGAUUCGCCGCACUCGUUUCUAAGUGCGGCUUAGAAAUUUUUAAUAAUACUCAUUCCUAAAAAUAAGGUAUUAUUAACCAUAUAUUUACAUCUGUAGUGGUUACUUGGCUGUUUUAUGUAAUUUAUUCAUUAAUUAAUAUUU
This is a messenger RNA of Aricia agestis (brown argus), 7074 nucleotides long. Its product is annotated as ELAV-like protein 4. Gene Ontology annotation, molecular function: RNA binding. The coding region runs from base 82 to 1143 and encodes 353 amino acids. Gene Ontology annotation, cellular component: ribonucleoprotein complex. The record is from RefSeq and is a predicted model, not a curated record. The transcript has a single exon. NCBI's taxonomy places the organism in Eukaryota, Metazoa, Arthropoda, Insecta, Lepidoptera, Lycaenidae.